Athalia rosae (coleseed sawfly) is the source of this 541-nucleotide messenger RNA. RefSeq names its product cuticle protein 19-like. The record is from RefSeq and is a predicted model, not a curated record. NCBI's taxonomy places the organism in Eukaryota, Metazoa, Arthropoda, Insecta, Hymenoptera, Athaliidae. The transcript has a single exon. The coding region runs from base 35 to 439 and encodes 134 amino acids. Gene Ontology annotation, cellular component: extracellular matrix.
ACGAGAUCAGAUAGUUUUCGGCGCUCAGUUCGAGAUGGAGUCCUUCAAGCUCGCCACAAUUUUCGUCGCCGUUUUCGUUGGUCUCCUCGUUCGAAACGUGUCCUCGGAAGGGGCGCAUUCUUACCAGCAUUUCCACGGCCCCGUAGAAGGCCACGAUCGUGUGGUCCAGUACUUGGACAAGCACGGUCAUCACCGUACGGACUACCUCGGUCAUCCGAAGUACUCGUUCGCCUACGGAGUCGAGGAUCAUCACACCGGUGAUUUUCACGGACAAAAAGAGCAGAGAGACGGAGACGAGGUUGUCGGUGAAUAUUCGCUAAAGGAACCGAGCGGUAACGUACGCACCGUAAAGUACCACGCAGAUAAGGACGGCUUUCACGCCGUGGUCCACAACACCGGUGGAAAUGACCACUCCGGCGCCUACGCGCACGGCUAUUAGAGUCGGGCCAACGCCUCGUUAAGCGGCCGUGUAUACUCCAAGUUGUUGAUUGUUACCGUACGACAUGAUGUUAAUUAAUAAACCAAGUGUUUCAUAAAUUUA